Camellia sinensis is the source of this 3004-nucleotide messenger RNA. Lineage: Eukaryota; Viridiplantae; Streptophyta; Magnoliopsida; Ericales; Theaceae. The record is from RefSeq and is a predicted model, not a curated record.
GAGAGAGAGAGAGAGAUGGAAGACACCAAAUUAUCCAACGGUGUUGGGGUUGAAGGAGACAUUGAAACUGGAAGCAUUGGGGGUGGAAGUGGUAGAGGCGCUGUGUCUUGUGAUGUACCAUGCAGUGACAGCAGAGAAGUUGAAACAAAGGGCUUGAGAGAUAGAACUAUGAGUUUCUUUCAUUUAUACCAACCUCAUCCAAGGAAACCUAAGGAAUAUCAUUCAGUGCAAACCGUACUAUUGGCAUACCAAUCUCUAGGCAUAGUCUACGGAGACCUCGGAACCUCUCCUCUCUACGUGUUCUCCUCUAUUCGUCUCUCAAACCCGGGUGAAGAAGAUCUGCUAGGAAUUUUCAGUCUCAUCUUCUGGACUUUAACUUCGAUCGCUCUGAUCAAAUACGUGUUCGUAGUUCUCCGUGCAGACGAUCACGGAGAAGGCGGUACUUUCGCUCUGUAUUCCUUUCUAUGUCGGCAUAUAAAUUUUCAGAGCAAGCUUACGAUUCAGAACACGAGAUUGGAUUCGGAUGCAAAAAUGAAGUAUUAUACAUUGGGGAGUAGGAUGAAAUCGAAGACCAAGGAGUUGCUGGAGAGAAGCUCGGCUGCACAGAGCUUUCUGAGCUUUGUUGUGUUGCUUGGGACUUGCAUGGUCAUUGGUGAUGGCGCUUUAACUCCUGCCACUAGUGUUCUCUCAGCUCUACAAGGAAUUCAAUCAGUCUCCUCAAGCAUAACACAAAAACAUGUCAUAAUCAUGGCGGUUGUGCUCCUCGUGGCACUCUUCAUAUUCCAGCAGUGCGGUACGAGCAAAGUGAGUUCCUCAUUCUCUCCGAUCAUGCUGAUGUGGUUCGGCUCAAACAUCGCCAUCGGAGUAUACAACAUUGUUAAAUAUGAACCCUCUGUUUUCAAGGCCUUGUCUCCUCACUAUAUCAUCAUAUUUUUUUCAAGAAAUGGAGUCACUGGAUGGACUCUCCUUGGUGCUAUAUUUUUGUGCAUAACUGGGGCUGAGGCUAUGUUUGCUGAUUUGGGUCACUUCAACAAGAAUUCAAUUCAGUUGGCUUUCUCUUCAUUCGUUUACCCAGCACUAGUCAUCACCUACGCGGGGGAAGCGGCUUAUCUGAUAAAACACCCACAUCGAAUGGGCAACGCUUUUUACAGUUCCAUUCCUGAGCCAGUGUACUGGCCUAUGUUCGUUGUAUCGACACUUGCUGCCAUUGUUGCAAGCCAGUCCAUGAUCUCUGCUACCUUUUCAAUUGUGAAGCAGUCUCUAGCUCUGGGUUGCUUCCCUAGGGUUAACAUGGUGCACACUUCAUCAAAGCAUGAAGGACAAGUCUACUCUCCAGAGAUAAACUAUACUCUUAUGAUUAUUUGUAUUGCUCUUGUGGUUGGAUUCCAAGAUGGUGUUCAACUUGGAAAUGCCUUUGGUGUGGUGGUUGUCUGGGUGAUGAUCAUAACAACUUGCUUGAUAACCCUAGUGAUGCUGGUGAUCUGGGACACAAAUCUCAUCCUUGUCUCCGGCUUUUUCACGAUUUUUGUCACAAUCGAAGGUGUGUACAUGACAUCCUUGCUCAACAAAGUCCCUCAAGGAGGCUGGGCACCAUUCGCCAUCUCCGCUUUCUUCUUGACGGUCAUGCUGUCAUGGACAUACGGGAGGAGCCAGAAGAGCAUCUACGAAGCACAACAGAAAAUGAGCUUACGUGAACUCGACGACACGCUCUCAAGCGCCUCUGUCCAACGACCACAGGGGAUUUGCUUCUUCUGCACUGACCUUGUCAAUGGCAUCCCACCCAUCAUUCGGCGUUACAUUCAUCAUGCGAACUCUGUACGCAAAAUCAUGGUGAUUGUCACAGUAAGGACUCUGCCGAUCACAACUGUCCUCCCGGAGGAGAGGUUGGUGGUGGGGAAGUUGGGACUUGACGGUGUUUAUCGAUGUUUGGUUCAGUUUGGUUACAAGGAUUUGCCGAGCAUGGAAGGAGACGAUUAUGUUAGUUCUGUGGUUGCGAAACUUCGCGAGCAGGCUGAAACAACAGAGGAGAUAGAGAAAUUGGAUUCGGCGAUGAAGGAGGGAGUGGUGUUUGUGAUGGGAAGGACUAUCUUGAAAGCAAACAAGAAUAGAAGAUGGCUCUUGCGAUUCACUAUAAAUUAUUUGUACAGGUUUUUGCAGAAGAAUUGCAGGUCGGGAGUUUCAACUCUAAAAGUCCCACAGGAAAAGACUUUGCAAGUCGGAAUGUUUUAUGAGAUCUAAGUAACCAUAUAAGAUGCAAUAAAGAUAUGUACACAAAGUUACAAUCAAAAAAAUAAAUAUGUUACUGAAAUUCAACUCUUGUAGACGAGUCUCAAUACACCACACUGAUCAAUUAUAAAGUUGAGCAUUUCAAUAGUGUGCAUUUAUGCAGUCAAGUAAUAUAUAAUGCCCGUUUGAUACUAUUUUUUAUACAAAUGAAAGUCAACAAAAAAAAAAAAAAAAAUUAAAAAUUGAUAAGAGUUAAAAAUAUUCAUCAUCUGAUUUCUCAAUAAUAAACUUAUUUAGGCUUUUGUUAACUUUUAAAUUAUAAUACCAAACAUUCUUGUAUGAAUUUGUGAACUAAAUUUAUUAUACCAAGUUGAAUUUAGAUUAUACACUUAUGUAACUUUUACGACACCCCGAUCCAAACUGACAUAUAAGUAACCUAACACGUGGUCUUAACUUUCAUCCCACUCUCAGAUGCACGAGAUUGUAACUUUCGUAUAUUAUAACAGAUACAUUACAGUGCUAUAUCAUUUUCUCAUAUAUAUCAACGUGAAUUCCACAAAUGUGGACUUCAUAAGUUUGUGUGAGCCAUUAUAGAAACCAACACUUUCAAGAUUUGAUUCCAAUUUUCAGAAAGUCAGGAUGUACUAGUUCAUCACAGGAUAGCACGAUUAGGCCACGUGUACUGCCUGCUUCAUGAGUGUAAGGCACAGCCCCACCUCCACACCCAAACAAUUUGAGAAAACCGGUAUAGAAACCAGGUAACCAGGUGGGCGCAUCC